GUUCAUUCGGUUGACGGUUGUGGUGCCGGAGGGUGGGUUUUAAUUACAAGUUUUCUGGAAACUUCGGUGAUGUACUGAAUUGUAUCCAUUUUGCCGUUCAACUUUUCCCGUAUUUGCUAUGUAUGUGAAUAAUCGGUGUAGUGAUCUAUUCAUUUGUUGAAUGUGGCCAAUUGAUGAAAUAGUUUUAUAGAUUGGUUGAUUGAUUGAUUGAUGGAUUGAUUGAUUGGUUGAUUGACUGAUUAGUUUUGGCUGAUCAAUAUUUUAUGAUAUCUUAUCAUUUCUCGUUUGCAUUACUGGUAAUUACGAUGUAGUGAAUGAAUUAUUUUCCAUUUUUUAAAUAUGUCAAAACCUAUGGAAGCUGGAGAAACUGCGAAAGAUAAUGAAAACGCCGAAUUGUGUUCGACGGAUCAACAGUUAACAGCGAAUGGUGCAGCACUGAUCGAGCAGAUCAAUAGACAGAAGAAAGAAAUUGAAGAUGAAGUGAGGAAGGAGCAACCACUGAUCGCUCAGAAGGAAUCAAUUAACGUUUUGCUAAAUGAAUAUGAUCGAGACAAAAGUGCUGAAUAUUAUCAGAAAUCAGAGGAAUUGGCGAAAGUAUAUAGUUCCUUGCGCCGCAUUCGUGGUGAUGGUUGCUGUUUCUAUCGAGCUCUUCUUUGUGCUCAGCUAGAAUGUAUUUUAAGUGAUCCGGAUGAAUUAAUUAGAUUUACAAAAGUAUGUAAAGGAUGGCGGCAGCGUUUAAUGAAGCUUGGAUUUCCAGAAUUCACAACGAAUGACUUUUGUGAUUGGUUCGAUGAAUUGUUGGAUGAUAUUGCAGCGGCAAAAUACGAUGAAAAUUUGCUUGUAAAAGCUCUAAAUGAAGAAGGCCGCUCAAAUUACUACGUAACUUUCUUUAGGUUAAUCACAUCUGGUUAUUUGCGGGAAAAUGCUGUUGAUUUCGAAGGUUUCAUUGAUGGUGGCCGUACUAUGGAGCAGUUUUGUCAAUCCGAAAUAGAACCAAUGUUCAAAGACUGCGAUCAUUUAGCAAUUAUUGCUUUAACCAAAGCUAUAGGAGUAUCAAUUCGUAUCGAGUAUAUGGAUCGAACGGCAGCGGUACAUCAUGGCUGGUUUUAUGAUUUUAUUGUCGAUAAGAAACCACGGCAUUUUUUUCUAUAUCGUCCGGGUCAUUAUGACAUUAUUUAUAAGAAUUAAUGACUUAUUUUGUUCUGAGCAAUUUUCUUCCGAUGUCCGUUUGUUACAUUUGCUUAAGAUGCAAAAGUUUGUUUGAAAUGUGUUAUGAAAUAUAAAGGUUAUAAUAGCGUGGAGACGAUAGCUUGACCAGUGACUGGUUAAAGCUAACAAUUGGCAAUGCGAAAC
Messenger RNA from Loa loa (African eye worm), 1353 nucleotides. RefSeq lists its product as hypothetical. The coding region runs from base 340 to 1188 and encodes 282 amino acids. Gene Ontology annotation, molecular function: cysteine-type deubiquitinase activity; ubiquitin binding. The record is from RefSeq and is a predicted model, not a curated record. NCBI's taxonomy places the organism in Eukaryota, Metazoa, Nematoda, Chromadorea, Rhabditida, Onchocercidae. Gene Ontology annotation, cellular component: nucleus. The transcript has 7 exons. Gene Ontology annotation, biological process: protein K48-linked deubiquitination.